This is a messenger RNA of Sarcophilus harrisii (Tasmanian devil), 1186 nucleotides long. Its product is annotated as eppin-like. Gene Ontology annotation, molecular function: serine-type endopeptidase inhibitor activity. The transcript has 4 exons. Gene Ontology annotation, biological process: negative regulation of peptidase activity. Bases 118 to 576 code for a protein of 152 amino acids. The record is from RefSeq and is a predicted model, not a curated record. Gene Ontology annotation, cellular component: extracellular region. Lineage: Eukaryota; Metazoa; Chordata; Mammalia; Dasyuromorphia; Dasyuridae.
AGACUGGCUAGUGAGUCAGAUCCCAGGGCAGUCCUGGUUGAGAAGUCAAGAAGGCAGCAGCAAAGUGGGAGAAGCUGUGAGAGAGAAGAGCCUUGUCUUCUGCCACCCCCCAGCACCAUGGGCUUCCGAGGCUGCAUCUUAAUGCUGCUGCUGCUAAUGAUCACAAGUCAUGACUACAAUGCAUCGAUGGCUUUUCACAUGUCUAAAUCCAACUGGUCAUGCCCCAGAAUUAAAGUGAAGUGCAAUUCCAAAGAGCCCAGCACUUGCUCCAGGAACCGGGAUUGCAGAAGCCCAGAGAAAUGUUGCCUAUUAAACUGUGGAAAGCACUGCCUAAGCCCCAGUAAUGACCCAUGUACUGAGAGUCUCAAAACUAAGCCUUGCUCCAGCCCUUUGAACCGAUGGUACUUCAGCACUACAAAAAAUAGAUGUGUCCCUCUCAACAGUGGCGUAUGUCCUGAAGGCAGAAACAACUUCCAGGCUUUUGAUAUUUGCAAGAAGACCUGUUUAGCAUUUGGACAUGGAGAGCCAGCAAAACAAUAUAAGUUGGGAAACAAACCAUUCACUGUGAUGGCUUAGGCAAAUGUGCCCCUCUGAAAUGUUUCAAAAAUCUCCCUGCUUCAGAGAAUAGAGCAUCUCACAGCUACCGGGCACCUUGGGCAUCAUCUCCUCUCCUGACUACUUCUCCAGAAUCUCCUCCCCAACACCCCAUUGCAAGCAGGUCUCCAGCCUCUGCUUAAAGGACUCCAGAGAUGGGGAACUCACUCCCUUCUAAGGCUACCCAUUCCAGUCUUGCAUAUAAAGAAGUUUGAUCACAUACACAAAGUCCCCCAGAAAGUCAGCCCCAAACCACAGAUUAGAUUCCCUCAUAUCCUGACACUUCUUACAUGUGUGAGCCUUGGCCAGGCAUUUCCCCUUUACUAGUUUUACUUUUCUCAUCUAUUGUGUGAGAGGUAAAGUUGGGGGACUCUGAGAAAGGUGGAUCUCACAUUGUGAGCAGAUACGGUGAAAUGACUUGUCAGGGUCACACAGCUAAGGAGUGAGGGAGAAAUGAACCCCAUACUGCUCGGUACCUAGAUAAUGCUCUUUCCUCUAUACUAUGUUACCUUUCUUGAGUCCUUUAAGAAUUAUGUUUUUCCUAGGUUGAAGUACUCUUUUUUUCCUGUGAAUAAAGCAUUUUAAAAUGAAA